Molecule: messenger RNA, 1596 nt
Organism: Trichomonas vaginalis G3
Lineage: Eukaryota; Parabasalia; Trichomonadida; Trichomonadidae
Product: copine family
Exons: 1
Coding region: 1-1596 (531 amino acids)
Biological process (GO): cellular response to calcium ion
Cellular component (GO): plasma membrane
Molecular function (GO): calcium-dependent phospholipid binding
Source: RefSeq, a predicted model, not a curated record
AUGUCACACGUUGCUGAUAACUACUCAGGCACCUCAGCAGUUGGAGGUGCAAAAUCUGCCCUAAACCCAAACAGUAAUUUUCCAACAGUUGAACUACACGUCAAAGCAAAUGAACUAGUUGACAUGGACAUCAUAACAGUUUCUGAUCCGAUCUGCGUUUUAUUUGUCUGGAAUAAUGGUAAAUGGAGUGAAUAUGCAAGAACCGAAGUUGUUUGGAACAACUUAAAUCCAGAAUGGGUUAAGUUUUUCACCAUUCAAUACAUCUUCGAAAUUAAGCAGCCACUCAUGUUUCGUGUAUAUGACGUUGACUCAGAUACCUCGACACUUUCAUCCCAAGAUUUCAUCGGCGAAGCCCAAAUCGACCUUUCCCAAAUCAUUGCUAAUAGAGGUACUACAACGCUCGAGCUCAAAAUCCCUCAUAAUGAUAAGAAGAGAGGCAUAAUUCAUAUUACCCCAGAGCAAGUUGAGAACUCUGGCGCCGUUAUCGAAAUGCAAUUCAAAGCAAAGAACCUGAAGAAGAUGCAUUUUCUCACCAGCAACUCUCCGUAUUUUGUUAUUUCAAAAGGAUCCGAAAGUGGGUCAUUCUUGCCUGUAUUCCAAUCAGAAGUUAGUAAAAAGUGCCAGUGGAAGAAAUUCUCCAUUCCAUAUCAAACUCUUUGCAACUGUGACCCAGCACGUCCGCUUAAGAUCUCAGUGAUGCAUUACAGAUCAACAACUCACGCCGAGCAGAUUGGAUUCAUCGAAACAACAUAUGAAAGGAUCAGUGAAAGCCUCAUGCAAACCCAAGACAUCAUGGACGAGCAUCGCAACAAAGUUGGUGAGCUAACAUGCACUUUAGUUGUCAUCAACCAAAAAUACACCUUUGUUGACUACCUCCGCAACGGCGUUCAACUUAAUCUCAUUACAGCUAUCGACUUUACCUCCUCCAACGGCGACCCACGCAACAUGAAUUCCCUUCACUACAUGGGCGCUGACUAUCUAAACCAGUACGAAAAGUGCAUUCGCGCUGUCGGAGAAAUCCUCUGCCCGUACGACUCCGACCAAGAGUUCCCUGUUUUUGGUUUCGGUGCCAAAGUUGGUUUCCAAGCAAACCACUGCUUUGCCCUCAACUUCAACGAGGCCAAUCCAUGCGUCCACGGCCUCGAGGGUAUUGUCGGCUGCUACAAGUACGCUUUGUCCCAGGUUGCCCUCUCAGGACCAACGCUGUUCGCUCACAUCAUCAGGCGUGCAACAAGCAUGGCAAUCCAGGCCUGGCAGGAGUCCAGGACAUACACAAUCCUCUUAAUUGUCACAGAUGGCAUCAUCAACGAUAUGAUGGAUACAAUUGACGCAAUUGUUGACGCAGGAAACAAGCCGCUCUCAAUCAUCAUAGUAGGUGUUGGAAACGCAAACUUCGAUGCAAUGGAUGUACUCGACGCUGAUGAUGAACCACUCGUGUCCCGUGCAGGUUACAAGAUGGUUAGAGAUCUCGUCCAGUUCGUGCCUUUCAACGAAUUCGCAAAAAAGCACUACACAGCACUGGCUGCUGCCGUUUUGGAUGAAGUACCAAGACAACUCGUGGAGUGGGCUGAGUUGAAUGGAAUUAGACCGGUUUAA